Molecule: messenger RNA, 3364 nt
Organism: Dicentrarchus labrax (European seabass)
Lineage: Eukaryota; Metazoa; Chordata; Actinopteri; Moronidae
Product: CD209 antigen-like protein E
Exons: 6
Coding region: 97-960 (287 amino acids)
Source: RefSeq, a predicted model, not a curated record
GGGAGAGCGGGGUGAGGGAUUCAGAGUCUCUCUGGGAGUUUGCUGCCCACUUUCACUCUUUACACACUGUGUAGUUCGGCCCCUGUUCCCGCGGUAAUGGCGACCACCGGGAACUCUCUGGCCUCCGACGGGAUGUACUCCCAGCUGAUAGACGACGAGGAGAGCAGGCCAGAUGUGCGACUCGGCGCUCACCCAGUCCCCCCAGUCAGAAUGAUACCCAGGCCGAGUGGCUCCGGGCCCUACCGCCUCGCCACCAUCUGCUUGGCUACGCUGUGUGCCGUACUGCUGAUCGCUGUCAUAGCCAUCACUUCAAACAAUAAGACCAAACCUCAGGGUGGUGGUGAAGCGACCUCAGAGAAGCAGAAGCAGGACACAAACGUGACGGCUCUGAUCGCGACCAUCAACAAACUGCAGCAGGAGAAAAAUCAGCUGCAGAAAGAAAAGGACGAGCUGCUGGCCAAACUGGCCGCCACUAAAGCUCCUGAGGUGAUCAAACCGACGCCGAAGGCGACGCCUGCCCCUAUCGUCUGCCCCGUGGACUGGCAUCUCUUCAACAACAGCUGUUACUUCAUCUCUAGAACCACAAGGGAUUGGCCGGAGAGCCAGUCAUACUGCGAGAGCCAAGGAGGUUACCUGGCCAUCAUCCACACUGCUGAGGAGCAGACAUUUCUGUGGAAUCUCCUGCCCAGAGGCCACUGGAACGCCUUCUGGUUUGGGAUCACUGACGAGCACACGGAGGAUCACUGGAAGUGGGUGGAUGGCACCCCGCUGGUCGGAGGUUUCUGGGAGGUCGGCGAGCCCAACAAUCACAUCGACGAGGACUGUGGCUACAUCGUGAAAACGCGCGUGUUGGAUCGAGUGGCGAUCCGGAGCUGGUACGACGCCCCCUGCAGCAUGUACUGCCGCUUCAUCUGUGAGAAGGAGAUGGGCGCUGGUGCCAGCACCGCCAUACCGCACUGAGACGUCAGCAAUGCUUCAAUCAUCAGAGGAAAGUGGAAAGAGGUUAAGAGACAGUUUGUGAGGUUUUAACAAAGGGCUGUUUGUUCUCCAUUUUUCCUUAAGACCUGAGAGGGCUGAUAUUUUGCCAGUAUAAUUCCACCUCAAUUUUAAAUUCACACAUUGUUUAGAUCUGACACAAGUCAGUCAGAUAUUGAGGUUCAUAUUUUACAGGAUGGACAUGUUUAACAAAAGCACUGGUGGUCUACUCUGCCCACAACACUGGACACAAGUAUGGUUAAAGGUGUUAAAUUAAAACCAUUAUAUUAAAAAGGUUUUACAGUAGUAUGAAGAACAUUGAAGGUAGCUGUACUCCACAGCAGUUACUUUUAUUAUUUUUAUGAAUUCUCGAUUUUAAACUUUUAUAUGUUGUGUAUUUUUUGGGUAAUGGUUUAUUAAAUAUUAGCUUUUAAAUAAACUUUUAUCGGAUUAUUAUGGGGGCUGUUAUUGGGCUACAGAGGGAGCUUCUCUUCCACGCAGUCCGCAAUGUUGAACCACCAUGUUUCUACAGUAGCCCAGAACGGCCAAACCAAACACUGGCUCUAGGUAGGGCCUUUCACACUUUUUGUGACUUUAUUGUUUGUUUAAGGAACCUAAUUAAAAGUACAUGUAUGUGCCUGUAGUCUUCCAGGGGAACAUCGAAAUACAGUACAGACAAGUGUUGUUUGUACCUGCCUUAACUAAUAGCUGAAUCUAGUAUAAAUAAUCUUCUAAUUUUGAGAUUUAAUGUUUUUGAGCAUGGUCUUUGUUUGAUAAAAGAAAAAGAAAAAUACAAACAACUUGAGAUAUAAAAUAAUAAAGUGAUAACAGGUAUUGACAUAAAAAAUAGUGAGCCAUUGUAGUUUCUCUUAUACUUUGAAGAUGCAGUAUUCAGUUGGCUGCAAUCUGCAGCUUCACCACUAGAUGCCACUAAAUGGUAUUUGAAAUUGUAGAGUCAUUGAAGCAAACCUCACAUCCAUUCUUGUAAUAAAGUUUUGAUUGUUGAUUGUUGAAUGAAGAGUGUACUUUGGAGGAAACACAACCUCAGAGUAUUUAAGAUGACAUGCUGGGCAAUGUUCAGUUUGUAGAGUAAAGAGUAGAAGGAAUGGUGGAGAGGAAAAAAAUUGUACUGACUUGUGAUGCUGAUUAAAAAAUACAAUCUGUGCUCUAAAAUCCUUUAAAGUUGCCAGAAAUCAAUGUUAAUCAAAGAUAAGACAGUACAGAAAAACUAUUUCAGUAUAUAUUUAUCAUCAUGUAUCAUAGGCCGGUUGCAGCAGUUCCUGGAAAGUUCAAAUUUAUCCUAAUUAUAACAAAUAUUAACUUAGCUUUACAGUCAUUAAAGUUGUGCCACACAAACUGUUAAGUAAGCUAGCUAAUGGUGCAUUACAUUUGAACUGGGAAGUCAGUUUCAACUGGAAUACCCGCUGAAGCUGGAUUUCUAACGAGGAAAGUCGGAAAAGUAAAAUACAUUUACAGUAGAUUGGUUUAAUAGAGGCUUAUCUUGACACCCUAAAAUUCUUGUUGGUGUUAUUUACAGCUUGCGAUUCUUCAGUGAUAUUCUGUUUCUACAUUUUUGAUUGCUCUUGAUUGAAGUGCAUUACAGAUGUUUGUACUUGUACUCUAGUCUGUACUAGUUAAGACAUUGCUUGAACUUAAUGGUGCAGCCCGGUUUAGUAAAUCACCAGAAAGCAGCUUGUGGUUCUUAAGAACUCAGGAAGAACUCAACACUUGUUGCAAUAGAUUUACUAAUAACCAGUGCAUCCCAAUGCUCUUUUCUUUGUAUAUUACAUCUGUGUAUCAAUAAUGCAGCAAUUUACAUAUGUUUUUAAAUAUUUUUGUUAUAUACACCAACUAUUCUAAAAAAUAUCCUUCCAAUUUUGAUACCAAUAAUCAAUCAUCAUAUAUUUUAUACUGCUAAUCACCUGUAAAUGAUUGUAUAUCUAUAUAGAAUGUAUUUGUGCUAAACUGGAGGUCAUUGGCUGUUAGUUAUAUCAGCCUCAGGUGCGUCACUUGAAGCCUGGAGGAGGAUUGUGGUGCUUCUAUAUAGUGUUAUAUAGGCUCGUUGUGGUCCUACAGUGAAUUGAUGCCUUAUACCACAUAAAUGAUACUUACAUGAUAUUUUUAAAUGAUUCUGUAGUAGAAUUUAUAAAUCAGGGAUUUAAGAAUUGAUUUGUUUUUACAUGGUAAAUGUGCUUUGUAGUAGUCUAUGGUGGUGUGUAUGACUGUAAUAUGUUAGCGAUGUCACGCACAGUCAGUAAGAAUGAUCAGUUUGAAUUCGAUGCACUUUUGGAUGUCAGGUUUUGAAGUUUUGAUUGAACAACCUAAAUCCAAUAAUUUAUGCAGAAAUGUGUCCUGUGGAUAAAUAAAUAAUAAAGAGAAUUGUUUUGUA